Acipenser ruthenus (sterlet) is the source of this 2883-nucleotide messenger RNA. Its product is annotated as E3 ubiquitin-protein ligase TRIM47-like. The record is from RefSeq and is a predicted model, not a curated record. Gene Ontology annotation, molecular function: zinc ion binding. The coding region runs from base 1537 to 2772 and encodes 411 amino acids. The transcript has 4 exons. Lineage: Eukaryota; Metazoa; Chordata; Actinopteri; Acipenseriformes; Acipenseridae.
GAUAUCCGUGACGCGCGGUGCUGAACGAAAAUAUAAAUAAAAAUGGUCUGUUCUUAAAUGAAAAAAAGACAAAUAUCAUGCUGUUUGGUUUGGAGAAAAUGAUACAAAAUACUAGUUCAAAUUUCUCUCGUGUUACUUGUAACACCACAGCAUUGGAGAGAGCCGACACUUUUAAAUAUCUAGGGGUUUAUAUUGACACAACUCUUCAAUUUGAUAAACCCAUUAAAGAUGUAUGUAGUAAAAUUGGAAGGAAGCUUGGAGGAUUGUGUGGUCAGCGCCACUGUGUAAGCUUUACAGCAAGGUUUAAAUGAGUUACUUGUGUUCCCUAUUCUAGACUAUAAUGAUGUGAUGUGCGGGUCUGCUAGUGAGGAAUCGCUGAAGAAGAUCGAUACAAUGUGUAACAGGAUGUGUAUCUGUGUGCUCCCGUGUACUCCGCUAGCGCAUCACUGCAGCGCGUAUUCUACAUUAAACUUGCGAUCGCUGCUAACACAAGGAAUUAUCACUGGAAUCGGAUUCUCUUUAAAGGGGCACACAACACAUUACCAGUUUAUUUAAACAGCUUGUUUCUGAGUUUACCUGUAAAUACAGCCUAUCGUAAUGUCUGAGACACACAAUACUUUAAUAUACCGUCUGGAAAAAGUGCUGCGGGAAGAAAGUCUUUCGUUUUGUUCUGCUGCUACAGACUGGAAGCUGUUACCCGCAGGACUGAGACCUGACAUCUCCUGUGGGAAUUAAAAAAACAAACCCUGUUGUUCUAGUGCUUAAACAGGCUUGUGUGUGUGCUGUGUAAAUCUGAGGUGUACUUUGUGUAUUGUCUUGUCAUUGUGCGUUUAUAUUAUUUUUAUUUUUGAAACCUGUAACCUGCUGCUGUUAUUUCUAGCACGCCUUUGUAAACGAGCUACUUGUAGCUCACAUGGGCUUCCUAAAUAAAGACUUAAAAAUCAAAUAAAUAAAUAAUAAAGAGCGCGUCACGUUUACGGUUAUAACCGCACUGAAAUAUACUGGCUUUAAAACAAGAAAAGACAACCGAUGCAGCUGCGCAGCAGAGACAAGAGAACGAGGCAAGCGCGUUUAUUGUUUGGAAAGUAACUGUAAUGUUAUUACUGCCAUUAAAAGCUAAACGCGUUGUAUUACCUCGUUAUUGACUAAAGUAAUAUUAUUACAGUAAUGCGUUACUAAAGUAACGAGAUGCCGUUCAAACCGUCAUCACAAACAUACGUGUAACAGAACAUUCCUUAAUUUUACAUGUUAUAGAUUUGGGGCUAAAACACAAAGUCAGACUCUUCAGCCCUGAUAUUAAACAGUUGUUAAUAUCAGUUGUUUAAUUCCUAAUCUUAACAUUGUAAUAUUUGUUGGUGGAUUUAGAAACAGUUUCAUAGAAUAUCUGAUUCGUCAGUUUCUGCUCCCCCUGCUUGUCUAAACCUGGCCUCAGUCCCAAACCCCGCCUCUCAGAGCUUUACACAACUCCAGGAAAUCAGCGCAGUGAAGUUUCGUUUCUUGUGAAAUCGUCAGUCUCUCUGUCUCACUGCAGCAGAAAUGGCUUCAAAAGUAUGGUCAGAGGAUCGGUUUAGCUGUCCAGUAUGUCUGGAGAUAUUGAAGGACCCAGUCACUAUUCCAUGUGGACACAGUUACUGUAUGGGGUGUAUUAAGAACUGCUGGGAUCAGACUGAUCAUACAGGUGUCUACAGCUGCCCCCAGUGCAGAAAGACCUUUACCCCAAGGCCUGAUCUGUGCAGAAACACCAUGCUGGCCGAACUUGUGGAGGAAUUAAAGAAGACAGGACUCAAUCCUCCUCCUGCUCAAACUUAUGCUGGACCUGGAGAUGUGCCGUGUGAUUUCUGCACUGGGAGAAAGUUCAAAGCUGUGAAAUCCUGUUUGACGUGCUUGGCCUCUUACUGUGAAACACACGUCAAGCCACACUAUGAGGUUACUCCAUUAAAGAGGCACAAGCUGAUCAAUGCAAUUGGAAAUCUGGAGCAGAAGCUUUGUGCUGAACACCAACGAUUAUGUGAGGUCUUCUGUAGAACCGAUCAGACGUGUAUUUGCUGGUUGUGUGCAGACGAGGAUCACAAGAGCCAUGAUACAGUCUCAGCUGAGAAAGAAAGGAGUGUGAAACAGAAGCAGCUGGGAGAGACACAGACAGAAAUACAACAGAGAAUCCAGGAGAGACUCAAAGAAACUGAGGAGCUGAAAAAGGCUGUGGAGUCACUGAAAAGAUCUGCAUGCAUAGAAAUGAAGGAAAGUGAGAAGAUCUUUACUGAGCUGAUCCGAUCCAUUGAGAAGAUCCACACUGAGGUUAUUGAGCUGAUUGGAGCUAACGAGAAGGCUGCAGUGAAUCAGGCUGAAGGACGCAUGAAGAAACUGGAGCAGGAGAUUGCUGAGCUAAGGAGGAGAAACGCUGAGCUGAAACAGCUUUCAGAGACAGAGGAUCACAUCCAUUUUCUACAGAAUUUCCAGUCUCUCUGUGCCCCUCCUGAAGCUGGAGACUUACCCAGCGUUACUGUCAAUACAGACAUCUCUUUUGGGGCUGUGAGGAAAGCUGUAUCUGAACUUAAAGACCAUAUUGAGGACUUCUGCAAGGGGGAAUUAGUCAAAAUAACCAAAACAGGUUGGUGUGAAAUAGAUUCCUUUGGUAGAGAUUUCUCAAAAAAAACAUGGCUUGAGGAGGGACAGGACUUGCAAGACAUUAAUAAAGACCUCUUGCAGAUUGCUGGCUAUAUAAAUAAUGUAGUAUUGAGAAGGGAGGAGGCAGCAGGGAGGAGGAAGGAGUGAGGAGGCAGCAUGGAGGAGGGAGCAGGGAGGGCAGAGCAGGGAGCAUUGGAGAGGGAGCAUGGACAGAGAAGAGAGAAUUAAGCAGGGAGCAUGGAGGAGUGGGUGGAAGAG